This is a messenger RNA of Melanotaenia boesemani (Boeseman's rainbowfish), 2917 nucleotides long. RefSeq names its product interleukin 12 receptor, beta 2a (gene il12rb2). The record is from RefSeq and is a predicted model, not a curated record. Gene Ontology annotation, molecular function: cytokine receptor activity; protein binding. The transcript has 16 exons. Gene Ontology annotation, cellular component: membrane. NCBI's taxonomy places the organism in Eukaryota, Metazoa, Chordata, Actinopteri, Atheriniformes, Melanotaeniidae. Bases 192 to 2597 code for a protein of 801 amino acids.
UGUCUCAUCACAGCAGAGGCGGCCGUCAGUCAGCACGCAGUGUCAGUGUGGACGUGCUGCUCUAAAUAAAGAUGUUUAGGAUCAAAUACGACGACAGAUAAAGCUACAACCAUUUCAGAAGGAAGUCCCACUUUGGUGUGAGGGAAUCUGUCAGUCACGAUGUAAGAUGCAGAUGCGGUUUGUGGAGACUCAUGGCGACAAUGUUCCGGUCAUGGUCCAUUAUCAGCGCUCUUAUGGUGCUGUCUGUGCACCUCUGCGUCGGUGAGACAUCCUGUGUCCUCUGGUCCAGCGCUGGACCUGUGGUGAGGCUGGGUUCCAGUUUCAAGGUGUACUGCACCUUCAACUGCAACUGCAAGGGAUUAAUGUACAGCGGCAACCUUCCCACAGUGCAGACACACAAAGAACUGAAUUCUUCAACUGUAUAUCUAAAUGUGGUGAACAUAACAGAAAGAAAAAUAACUUACAGUUGUCAUUGCAACUGUAUGUCCCAUGAUCUUGACCCCUGUGGACUGGACAUCUCAGCUGGAUACCCCCCAGAUUUCCCAGAAAACAUUUCAUGCAUCUACAAAAUCCUAAAAAAUGACAGUGGAAUUGUGUUCUGCAGUUGGAAAAGAGGACGAGAAACUCAUCUUCAGAGUGAUUUCAUGUUCCAGGUUAGAUCUGUAUAUGGAAACCACUCAGAAGGACCAGCUUUAUACAAUAUACCCAUAAAAGAAACUGAAUCACCGUCAGCUAGUUUCAGUCUUCCCAGAUCUGUCCAAAUCAUCUCAGUGUGGGUUCAAGCUCAAAAUAUACUGGGCCUUGUAGAAUCCCCCAUCUUCAACUACACGCUCAGUGACAUUGUGAUGCCAUCAACACCUAUUCUUGGUCCACCCGAUUGCACAUCCAGGAAUUGCAUUAUCAAAACAGAGGAGCCUGUGAGGAAUCAGCGCCUGCAGAUUCAAUACAAAACUGAACAUCAGGAACAAUGGACAACAUAUCCAGACUUGGUCAUGCAGGAGAGUUCAUCCCAAGCCUGGCCCGUGGCCUUUCUGGAGCCCUACAGGCUGUACCACUUCAGAGUCAGGUCCAAAUUCAGCACCGGCCUGUGGAGCCAGUGGAGUUCAAACAUUUCCAGUUGGACUCAAGAAGAAGCUCCAGCCCAAGCACUGGAUGUGUGGUUUGCCCCUGCAUCUAACUUUAAAUCCAUGACAGUUUACUGGAAGGAGGCUAACAUGUCCAUCUCCAGAGGGAGGAUCAUAGAGUACGUGGUCAAAGUUUACAGCCCAAAUUUGAGCAACCUCUCUAAUGUCAGCAGUGAUGUCAGAAGUUACUCUGUGCCAUUCUGUGCUGACUGUAAAGUGACGGUAUGGGCUCGCAACUCCAAAGGUCUCUCCCCUCCUGCCACCAUGACAACCCUUCGCACAAAUGCCAAGCCUCUUCCGGAUAUGCGAGCAAUUGCAGACAACAACAUUAUCACCAUCUCCUGGAAAAAACCUGAAACUGCACCCAUAAUGUAUGUGUUGGAGUGGUACCCAGAAGGCCGUGUGUUGGAGGAGCUCAGAUGGCUCAGGCUGGGCAAGAAUAACAACAGCAUUGUCAUCUCAGAUAUUAAACCAUCUGAGUGCUAUGAAGGGGCGGUGUAUUCCAUCUAUAGUGAGAGCUCAGUGAGUAGGACCAGAUUUGAACGGGUCGCCACUCAGGAAUCAGCUCCAGUUAUUGGUCCAUUAGUCCAAGAAAGAGUGAAAGGAAACGCGGUGAAUAUCACCUGGGAAGAGCUUCACAGGAGUCAGCGCAGAGGCUGCAUCACCCAUUAUACCAUCUAUCUAGAGAACAGCAGUAAAGAGCAAAAGUUUUAUUCUGUGGGAGCAUCAGACAGGACGUAUGAAAUCAAAGAUUUGUCUCCUGACAACUACAACCUGUGGAUGACUGCUUCAACUGCCAAAGGAGAAAGCUCUGCAGGCCAAAACAUCAAGAUCUUUAUAGAGCGCGAUACCCAGCUCACCCUCUUGCUAGUGUGUGUGGCUGCUGCCCUGGUGGUGUUGUUUCUUCUGUGUCUGUGCCAGAGUUCAGCGAUUAAACAGAGGUUCUGGGAGUUUUUCCAGUGCCUCAUGCUUGACGUUGUGCCAGAUCCUGCAAACAGCAAAUGUGUGAUAAAAUGCAUCGAAGACCAGGGCAAGAUGAACCUCCAGUCCCCAGCUGUUGACUCCACAUUAACUUAUAAUGAAGAGACCAUCCUAGUGGAUGUGGAAGAGCUGUCCAAUCAAGACACAGUAACUUCCAAACCCACAAUCCACUCACUGCUCCCUCCUCUCACCAAUCCCAGCCCAAAGAAGAAGCGGUAUCCCAUUCUGACCACCUACCUUAAGAGCAUCUCCCACGACUCAGACGAGAGCUCAGACCACACGCAGACCUCGUUGGGCACCAACACAACCGCUGGCUACAUCUCACCAAACACAAUGGAAAAUGAGGACGAUGAGUUUUCGGAUGGGGAUGACUUUUCACCCACGAGCAUCUUCCCCAGUAACAGCUUCUUCUUUGAGCCACUGAUUUCUACAGGAAAGCUGACUUUGGAUGCAGUGAAAAUUGACUGUAGUGAGUUCUUUGAGAGCACGUAGUACGACUGGAAUCACAACUCAGAGAGGACUGCUUUCAGCAGACCAGAAGCAAUGACUGGAGAAGACGGGUUUCAGUUGUUUUUUGUUUUAUUCUGGCUAAGUUCCUGGCUGAGAUGCAUGAACUACCUCCUCGCUUACUGAAGCCUGAACUGUAUCUAAACCUCUCUUGUUAAAGUCUAGGCUUCAGAUAUGCAGAAAUAAUCAAGUGUUUUCUCAUCGAAUGGCAACUAUGAAGGACUCAAACUGCCAAAAAAUAAAAAAUAAAAAAAUACAGAAAUAUAAAAAUGGCUCAAUAAAUAAACUGAUAUGACAAUAAAUUA